AAAAUUUACCAACCACAGAGAGAGCCAGAGACUAUAGAGGGUCUAAGAAAGGAGCACACUGACGCUCAUUCCCUCGAAGAACUAGGGUUAGGGUUCCAGAUUUUGGGGUGUGGAGGAGCACUCGAAAAUGCUCAACGGUGAUCCUUCUUUGGCUUCUGUCACUUACCUCACCACCGAGCAAAUUCAAAAGUAUCUGGAGGAAAAUAAGCAGCUGAUUCUAACUAUAAUGGAGGGUCAGAACAUGGGAAAGUCCAUUGAGGUUGCCCAAUAUCAAGCCAAGCUUCAGCAGAACUUGACUUUUCUCGCCAAACUCGCUGAUACUCAAUCUCAAGCACCCGUACCCUCUCAGUCAUCCCAGGUUGUUAUGCAACAAGGACAGGGCAGCAGCCAGCAACCUCACAUGGCAAUGUCUCAGCAACAACCAGAUGUUCCUAUGUUGCCUUUCGAUAUGAAAGAUCAGCAGCAACAUCAUCUAGCAAUGUCUCUGCAACAACCAGACCUUUCAACUUCAAAAUUGCCUUUUCAAUUGAAUGAUCAGCAGCAGCAACUUAAACAGCAAGCCUUCUUCCAGCAACAGCAGCUCAUCCAAGGGCAAGUAAAUAGGUUUCCUGGCACCAACAGUGGCAGUAAUCAGAGCCCCCAACCUAGACUUGGUAUCAAUCUGUCAGGGAAGCAAGACAUCAACCAUAUUGGCUUAGAUGCAAGUUCCAGUGGGUCUCUCGGGAAGUCACCGCUUGGUCGUAACAGUGGAAAUACUUGACCAUGAACUUUUUGUUAAUAUGAUUGCUAAGCCCACUUAAAAGUGAUCAGCACUUCAUAUUUUUUUGUAGCUUAUACCGACAAAAGUCCUUGCUCCUGUAUUCCUUGGCCACGGAAUUGCAAAACGCACCCUCAACGAUUACAAAGGGAUUUUUAAA
This is a messenger RNA of Neltuma alba, 917 nucleotides long. Its product is annotated as GRF1-interacting factor 2. NCBI's taxonomy places the organism in Eukaryota, Viridiplantae, Streptophyta, Magnoliopsida, Fabales, Fabaceae. The transcript has 4 exons. Bases 128 to 760 code for a protein of 210 amino acids. The record is from RefSeq and is a predicted model, not a curated record.